This is a messenger RNA of Didymella exigua CBS 183.55, 752 nucleotides long. RefSeq lists its product as uncharacterized. The record is from RefSeq and is a predicted model, not a curated record. NCBI's taxonomy places the organism in Eukaryota, Fungi, Ascomycota, Dothideomycetes, Pleosporales, Didymellaceae. The transcript has 3 exons. The coding region runs from base 240 to 509 and encodes 89 amino acids.
GGGAGCGGCAAGCAGGUUGAAGCCUGUGGUCUAGAUCCAACUGAGAGUCUCCAGGCGCUCCUUCGGGUUGCUGCUCCUGCGGACUGCUCGCAGGUGCAGCCCCGUGGUCUGAGCGCAGCGUUCAGAAAAUAGUUCGCUGGGGAAGCUGUUGCACCGCACGUCAUACCAUCAACCACGAAAGCUCUGCAUAUAUACAAGUGGCAUCUCACCUACCAAAGUCACAUACACCUACCCUCAAGAUGGAUCAACUCACACAGAACGAGCAGCGCGAGCUCCAGAACCGCAUGGAGAAGAAGCAGAUGAAGGAGUUCAUGAACAUGUACUCCAACCUCGUCCAGCAAUGCUUCGACUCCUGCGUCAACGGCUUCGAGAGCAAGUCCCUGACCUCGCGCGAAGAAGGCUGCGUUAUGCGAUGCGUCGAUAAGCACAUGAAGGGCUCGCAGCGCCUCGGCGACAGGUUCCAGGAGCAGAACGCCGCUAUGGCACAAGGCGGUUUGCCCGGCCGGUAAACGCUGUGAGCAACGGCAGCAAUGUACAUUAGGUGGAACGGGAUCGAGAGAAGCUUGGGAACGCCUCUGAAUGUAGCGAGGCCUCGGGUUUCGUAGCGCUGAGCCGCUUUGCUGCACGACAUCUGUACAAUACAGGGCAGGAUCUGGGUUGAUCUGGGCGCACACAAUUCCUCUUACCAACGAGCAUGUUUUGUAUAACGAAUCUGAAAGCCUUUUACAAUCAUCGCAAUUGUGAACUUCGAC